AUGCGCUGUUUCGAUUUAAACCGUGCGCCGUUCCCGCCAACGCCUUCCUCGGGCCGUGCCGCCGACGCCGACGCGUCUCUCGCAGCCGUAAGACGAAAAAAGUGCGAUGACCCGAUUCGCCCGACUUCGCCCCCACAACCGGCCCACCCUCCGCUCCUUCGCGAAAUCCCAGACACCACGGCGGCGGACGGCCGACUGGGCGGAUUUGGCAAGUCCACCAGACCGCAAAGCAAUACGGGCAAUAUGUCGCAAUUUGAC
Messenger RNA from Iphiclides podalirius (scarce swallowtail), 258 nucleotides. The record is from the annotation of a GenBank genome assembly. Lineage: Eukaryota; Metazoa; Arthropoda; Insecta; Lepidoptera; Papilionidae.